AUUUGGAAAACUAUUUGGUGCCUGGCUUUGGAAGAAGAAAGCAUUUGGGGUUUGUUGUUGUUGUUUUAAAAAAUCCAAACUGAAGGUACAAAAACUGGCAGAGGGAAAAACUUGUGCGGGGAAACUUUUUUCCCUGGUGGAAUGGAUGAUUGCGAUGAGUGCUGAAAUUGGAGUCUAACCAGAGUAGCGGAGAGAGUUUCUUCAGGCAGCAGCAAGCAACUGACAGCUCAGAGUGUCUUGGUGCAAGCAGACGACUCACGUCGCUCCAAGCUCAUCCUCGCUGUCUGUGCCCAAUGGGACUGCCGCCUCUCGCCUCUAAGGCUCCUUAUGGGGUUGGAAACAGAAUCAUGUUAUCUGCAACCUAAUGCUUUCGGGGUCAAGACCUUGGUUCGUGAAGAUGGUCUUUUACUGGGCGUUGUGUACAGACUCGUGGUUCUGAUCAAGUCCCGAACACAUUAGGAAAAAGCUUCACACACCGCGACCCAAUUGUGGGCCGGAGUCCUUCCAGUCACUCUGCCUUCGAGGGUCUGAGCUGCUGGGAAGUUACUAUGCAGCUUGGACUGUGCACAGUGGUGGUUUUUCUGAGCUUGGCGGAUCUUGCAGACAGCAGCAGCAGCAGCAGCAGCAGCAGCAGCAAAGCACUGAAGGGCAAGAGGCAAAGACGAAUCAGUACUGAGAUGACUCAAGGCUGUGCGAAGGGAUGUGACCUGUGCUCUGAGUUCAACGGGUGCCUCAAAUGCUCCCCCAAACUCUUCAUCCUUCUGGAGAGGAACGACAUUCGCCAAAUUGGCAUCUGCCUGCCCUCUUGCCCACCGGGCUACUUUGAUGUGCGGAACCCAGACAUGAACAAGUGCAUGAAAUGCAAAAUCGACAACUGUGAGGACUGUUUCAGCCGAAACUUUUGCACAAAGUGCAAGGAAGGCCUGUACUUGCACAAAGGAAGAUGUUACGCCACCUGCCCUGAGGGUUAUUCUGCUGCCAAUGGCACCAUGGAAUGCAGCAGUCCUGCACAAUGUGAAAUGAGCGAGUGGGGUCCAUGGGGCCCUUGCUCCAAGAAAAAGAAGCUCUGCGGCUUCCGGAGAGGCAACGAGGAGCGCUCUCGGAAGGUCCUUCAGGCGCCCUCCUUGGGGGACGUGUCUGUGUGCCCAGCCACCAGCGAGCUCCGGAGAUGCACAGUGCUAAAGAACCCGUGCCCAGAAGGAUGGAAAAAGAAAAAGGAAGAGCAAGGAAAGAGAGACAACGCGAAUGAGGACAGAAGCCGGAAAGAUGCCAAGGAUGGCCGUGUCAGGAGAAGGAAAGGCCAGCCCAGGGGAACAGUUGUGCCUGUGACCUCUGCUCCGUAGCUGUCCCUCCACAGCUGUGCGAUGACAAACCUCCAUUGCUGCUAUGUAUAUGAAAGCUUUAUUGAACCAAAACACUGCACCACGAUGACGUAAGACAUGGCUGGACAGACGGAAGGAUCCUUCUAUGGGCAGAACGUACAAAAAUGCAGACCCACCUAUAUCCGGCGUAGUGUAUCAGAAACAUGGAAAUUCCUCGUGGUUCCUUAGCAAGGGGACUGUCUCAACAAGGUGCUCUUGACCAGAGUGCCCAGGACUUGAUGUUGGGAAGAUGAGAGGGAAGAAGGCACAUGCUUUAAGGAGGGCCACUGAGCAAACAUCUCCAGCUGGAGUCACUAUGGACAGACGGCAUGCGAGGAGACAGUUCCCAAUGCCAAGGACAAGACUGGAAUGAGUUUGCUCAAAAUCUGGAAAUGCACAAAGGCUGCUUUCAAGUCCUCUCCAUUGUGUUUCAACCUGUAUCACUGAGAAUAUGUGUUGCAUAUCUGUGAUGAACGUCCAGGGGUGUUUGCCCUGAUACUGCUUCAAAAUUUCAGAUUAAAAAACCCCAAAAAUAGU
Molecule: messenger RNA, 1898 nt
Organism: Podarcis muralis (Common wall lizard)
Lineage: Eukaryota; Metazoa; Chordata; Lepidosauria; Squamata; Lacertidae
Gene: RSPO1
Product: R-spondin 1
Source: RefSeq, a predicted model, not a curated record